This is a messenger RNA of Onychostruthus taczanowskii (white-rumped snowfinch), 1943 nucleotides long. RefSeq lists its product as uncharacterized. Gene Ontology annotation, cellular component: extracellular matrix. The transcript is spliced from 2 exons. NCBI's taxonomy places the organism in Eukaryota, Metazoa, Chordata, Aves, Passeriformes, Passeridae. The record is from RefSeq and is a predicted model, not a curated record. The coding region runs from base 32 to 1258 and encodes 408 amino acids. Gene Ontology annotation, molecular function: protein binding.
AGCGCGGCGGGACGCGGAGCAGCCCCGGAGGAUGGGGCGAGCGGCGGCAGGCGUCGGGCUGGGCACCGUGUCCCUCUGGGGCUGCCUCCUGCUCGCUGCCGGCCUUGCCCUUGACCCAGCACCGCCCAUCUGCAACUGCUCGGAGCCCAUGGACUACCAGGCUUUCCGGGAGGCUCCGCUCCCUGAGAGCUGCUGCCUCAACUUCACCAGCUCCAACAUCACCCAGCUAGACUGGGGAGCACUGGUGGGGGUGCAGGGGCUGCGGGAGCUCUACCUCUCCCACUGCAGCAUCACGGCCAUCAGCAACGCACAGGGAGUCCCUCCUGCCUUGGAAAUCUUACACUUAAGCCACAACCUGUUGGAAAGUCUCCCUGGAAGCUUUCUAGAAAAUGCCCCUAAUUUGAGGGUUCUUUAUCUGGACAGCAACCAGCUUCAGGAGCUACCCCGGUCCUUCCUGAAGGCAUCUUCCCAGGUCCAGGAGGUCUACCUGGGCUUCAAUGCCCUCACCUUUCUUCCUGCCAGCCUCCUGAAGCCAUCUCUGCUCCAGCUUCAGCUCUCCAACAACAGCUGGGACUGCAGCUGUGCUUUGCUAACCAACCUGGAGGGUUGGUCCAGCCAGGCUGCCGAGGUUAUCUGCCACACACCAGAGCACUACCACGGCGUGGGCCUCCAGAGCAUCCCCCGGGACGAGCUGUGCCGCUCGCACGGCCUCACCGCCCUCUUCAUCUGCCUGCCUCCCCUCCUCAUCCUCACCUGCGUCACUUGGUGCUUCUGCCGGCAGAAGAAAAAGACCAACUACAGCCUCCAGAGCAGGUCCCAGAGCCAGCGGGCCAUGGCAGAGAGGAGCAAUGUGCCAAUGUCUGCAGAGCCCCACCACUACAUCCCCUACGAGCUGCCUGCUGCUCCCUCCAAGACUGAGAAGAAAGUGCUGCUGGGGAAACAGGUCGUGCUCCAGCCCUUCGUGGAUCCACUGGAGAGUGGCAGAGACCUCUAUGAGGAGGUGGAGAUCCAGGUGGGAUCCCCCAGCAGUCCCCAGGUGCCAUCCCAUGAAGGGCAGCUGGGCACCCCAGCACCAAGGGCAGAGGAGCUGGGCAGUGAGCCAGAGGUGGACACCGUGAGCGUGAGUGAAGUCCUGAAGGACUCUGCUGACCGGGAGAAGAUCUACAUGAGUCAGACAACCAGCUAUUACAACCUGGUACCUGGUAUCGAGCUGGAGGACUCAGACAACCUGGAGUAUGAGACCAUUGACCUGCACUGAUGCCAGGACUUGGGCUGUGUCUGGACACACAGCUGGAUGGCAGGGGCUGGGCAGCAGUGAAAGCCACCAGAGCAGGAGAGGCAUGAGUUGUCCUGCCAUGGCUGACAGUGGCUGUUUGCAAAGCUGCACCCCCAAAUACCCGUCCCUUCCCCUGUGCUGCUGUGUGAACCCUCGCUUGCCAUGUGCUGCAGCUGGGCAAGGCUGCAAGGGGGCUUCAGGCUCUGGGAACCCUACCACAGGCUGGUGGUGCCUGAGGAAGGACGUGGAGGGAAGGUGGGCGCUGGUUUUGGGGAUCAAGGGAUGAUGCUGUGAGUGCCAGACCCACUGACCAGAGCUUCCUCUCUUGCUGGAGCCAGACGGUGCCUGGCACAGACCUGCUGCUCUCCAGCCUGCAGGGAACACGGUCUGGAGACAUGAAACAGGGCUGGCCCUGCCUGUAUGGUCUGCAGGGAGUGUUGCAUUUGGACGGGGUGCCCCGGGCCUGGCAGGGGAAGCCUGUGGUGGCUCUGCCUGCUGCCCACGCCACAGUGGCACAGGGACUUGAGACAGUCAAUGCACAUGUGCUGCUUCAUGGCGUGUGUGUGUGAAGUGCACACACAAACAGGGCGGUGUCAGAGGCGGCCCCUUGCAGACAGCCCUGCAGGAUCCAGCUCUCAGUAAGAAAUAUAUCAUUUUACUCCUGGCA